Messenger RNA from Lecanosticta acicola, 1530 nucleotides. The record is from the annotation of a GenBank genome assembly. Lineage: Eukaryota; Fungi; Ascomycota; Dothideomycetes; Mycosphaerellales; Mycosphaerellaceae.
AUGAAACCAACACUAAUCCCAACUCUAUUCCUACUGACAACCCUCUUCCCUUCCACAUCAACAGCGCACCCCGCGAAACGAUGGCACAGCAUCACCACGGACCCCAUCAAAACCUGGCCCCGCAGAUACCAACAGCAAGACAAAGGCCGCCCAGUCCUCAUCAGCCAGCCCAUGCGCUAUUGUUUCCACGACGAAAGCUCCCAGAAAACUCUCGGCGGAAUUCUCCUGCUCGCGGCGCAAUUAUGGCAGCCCGCCAUGGGACCGGAAAAUUCGAUGAUGACGAUUGAGCCGGACAGGUACGAUGGGAGGAUCGGCGGGAGUGAAGGAGUCGGUGCGGAUGCGUUGCGGAUCAGGGACAUGACGGUGGGCAGUUCGGGGGUGGGGGAGACGGCGACGACGAUUGGGUAUGUAUGUGUGGGGUUCUCUCUCUUUCGCGCUUGCGGUGGAAAGUUUCCUGUCGCUGAUGGAAUCGGGGUGCAGGUAUGGACCGACGAAUGAGCUGAGAUUCCACCGCGCCAAGUCGAAACUUUUGGAGGAUGGGACCGUGAGGGAUGCUGAUAGGGGGGAUGUGGUGAGGUUUGCUCAUGAGCUUGGUAAGUGCGUCCGCAGCCUAGACGAGACAACGACAUGGGGGAGAGGUUCACUCAUCAGGGCACGCUAUGGGCUUGGUUCACGAGUAAGAGGACUACCUCCCCCUCCGGAUACACACGAUCGUUCUGCUUCGCUGACCACGCCAGACAUCAACGCCCCGACGCCGCGCAACACCUGACAUUCACAUGCGCAAACCUGGACGAUUCCAGCAGGGUACGUUCCCAUCGCCCCCAGAAUUUGCGAACCGUGAGCUUGAAACGGCAAGCUAAAGACUUCACUCAUCAGGUCAGAAACAUGAUCCAGUCCCAAGCCCGAGCUCCGCGCGAUACGAUAGCAAAAGCGUGCGUGCCCCCCUUCCGAGAUUUCUCCACCAUCAUCGAACUGACUAACCGUUUUCCCAUCCAUCCAUCACAUCACUAAUAACCACCCUCUCUUCCCAGCUGCACGGACCACGCCACCGCCUCGCGCUACAACUUCCUCGCCGCGGAAUUCCUCCCCCUCCACUUCGACGACGACGACGACAACCCCGCCACGACGAUGAACACCUUCACGCACUCCCACGCCUUCGAUUUCCAAUCCAUCAUGCUCUACGAUUCCGAUACCGGCGCGGCGGCCGGCUCGAAUUACAAGCAACCCGUGCAGGAUUGGGCGCCUCUGUAUCUUUCCGAGGUUUGGGAGGGGAAGGAGAAGAAGCAGAAGAAAGUGGUCCGGGCUGCGAGUCGGGUUUAUAUGGGUGGGCAGGGGAAUAAGAGGUUGGUGGAGCCCUCAGGGUUUCGGGGGGGUGAUGUGGCGAGGAUCGCGCAGUUGUAUCCGUUGCGGAGGCAGGGGGAGCAGGGGGAGCAGGCGAUGGGGGAGGGGUUGAGGGGGGAGAAGGAGUGGUUGCCUGUUGGGGGGUUCGAAGAGGAGAUUCUUCUUGUAUUCGAAACUUGUGCGUGCUAG